Messenger RNA from Oncorhynchus masou masou (cherry salmon), 4256 nucleotides. Its product is annotated as protein phosphatase 1 regulatory subunit 15B-like. Gene Ontology annotation, molecular function: protein phosphatase regulator activity. Bases 235 to 1848 code for a protein of 537 amino acids. Gene Ontology annotation, cellular component: endoplasmic reticulum; protein phosphatase type 1 complex. The transcript has 3 exons. The record is from RefSeq and is a predicted model, not a curated record. Gene Ontology annotation, biological process: response to endoplasmic reticulum stress. Lineage: Eukaryota; Metazoa; Chordata; Actinopteri; Salmoniformes; Salmonidae.
AUUUAAGGAGAGUGUUGUCGCAAUCGUUCGACAUUCACUCUACUACAACAUCACAACUGAAAAUAUGCCUGCACGACUACUCAACGUUUGAGAUAUUUUACAUACGUAGAAAGUAAUACUUCAGGGGGAAAUGAAAUAUUUUAUUACGGUACGACAACUGACGAGGGAGAGUAAUCUAGUUGUUUUCGACGAGCGAUAUCAGAAUACGUGAGGAUAAUUGUUCGAAUUAUAGACAUGGCUCGAGUUAAAAUGGCAUCAAGUGGCAUCAAUUCUUCUGCGACUAGUUCUCAUCGAACUGCGAUGGAGAGGUUUGGCGACCGUGGUAUGGCACUCCUACCGUGGAUCAUGCAUAUACUGACCGUACUGUGGGAACAACAACGGUCGUUGGUCCAUGUCAUUUACUACAGUUUCUUGUCAGUUUUCCAUAUGUUCAGGUUUGAAGUUCACCUAAGAAUCAACUCUGUCUCCGGAAAUUCCCACACAGGGGCCUUUCUGUCCAGUCUACAGGCUGAGGCGAUGUGCUGCAGAUUGGUGGACGACUUUGUGUCCCAUGCCAGGAUGGAUAGCGAUUAUGGACUUUGUCUUGGACACCACCCCAGCUGGAAACUGGGCUUUCCAAGUGACUGUAACCUGUUAGUGAGCAGCGCUGACUGUAGCUCCAGCUUGGAUGAAAUGUCUCACAACAACAAGGAGAAAGUGUUUGACUUUAAAACCAAACAUGACACCACCGAAGAUGAUCUGAGUGUUUACUGGGGUAAAGAGGAUGACCGAAACAUGGGAGCAUUUGACAGUGAGGACAGUAAAGCACUUUGCGAGUCCCUGGCCAUCUCCAGCGACCCUUACAAUCCCUUCUCUUUCCCCUCCUGCAAUUCAAGCUGCUCCAAUAUGGAGGAAACAAAAAAUGAAGAUCAAGUUGGCGGCGGCGGCCUCGACUGUAACUUGUCCAGCCGGCCGGGUGAAGAACUUCAAGAGAGCCUCGGUGGCUUGAACAUCUGGACCAGUCGUUCAGAUAGCGAAAGCAGCUGGGGGAGUUCUGAUGAUUCCUGCGCAGACCUGGACGAAGAGGAGAGUGACAGACUCUGGGCGCUCUUCACCAGCCCUGUCGACCCAUACAACCCCCUGUGUUUCACAGCAUCUGUAGCCAGCUCAGUCCCUCACACAGACAAAACACUUACACACUCCCAGGAGGCUGAUAGGGCCUCAGUCCUGACCUCAUGUUCUUUUGACAGCGAGACCCCUGGCCCUUCCUCCUCUGAGGAUGACACAGAGGAGCAGCUAUUGAGGUCCUGCUCCCAAAAUGAAGACCCUUACCACCCUCUGAACUUCCGUGCCUGCCUCCAGAGCUCCCCUACAACCACAGAUCCACCUGCCUUCAGCACUGGAGACCCUCUCACCCCACAGACCUGUCCCACACAGACACCACCCGGCCAGGGUAAGCAGAGGGGCGUUGUGGCCAAAAGCCUCCAAACAACCAGGCACACAAAGCCUUGUCUACCCAAGAGACCGCUAAAGCAGCAUUGCCACCCAGCUACCACACUAGUGCCCUGGAGGAGACCUGAAGCUAAAGUAACAGGAGGACAAAGACAACCUCAGGAGAAGUUCAACCACCCUCUUAAAAAGGUGCGGUUCUCACCACUUGUCCAGGUCCAUGUGAUGCAUACUUGGCCCUUUGCCCGGCAGAUGUCUCGCAAAGGACCCUGGGAGGAACUAGCCCGCGAUAGAGACCGGUUCCGAAAGAGGAUCCAGGAAACCGAGCAGGCCAUUGGCUACUGCUUCAGUCAAUCACACAGACACGAUUUGGGCAAAUUUGCUAAGCACUUCAACAUCAGCCAUGCCCCUGGUCCAUGAGCUCUGAACAUAAAUGUUUUACCAUACCUUCCUAAUGAGAACUUUUGAUUGGUUGCAAUGCAACAUGUGGUUUUAGGUCAAUUUAUAAUGUGAAGAUGGUUUUAGGCCAAUAGGAUUUGGCAUCAAAUUCUACCUGCACUGUACCUCAACACUGUUGCACUGAUUUUUAUAUUGGGUAUAGUUAUUAUUCAACAUUAAUGUAUGUAAUGUUCUUUUGUAUGCCUUAAAGUAAUUUAUUAAUGCCCUAUGGAGCUUGUUUGAAUUGUACCAGUUUGAAAUGUUCAUCUUAAUCCAGAUAAGUGGUGUAUUUAGAACUAAAAUAAUUAACAGAUGGUAUGUGAUCAUACUACAGUUAAUAAACAACCUGUUUGACACCAUAACUAUAAUGCUCUGUAAUUCAUCUUUGGAUAAGGAAAACUCAUAACUGUCUACUUUUUAAAUUGAAAUGACUUGAAUCAGAAUGAAACUUCAGUUGGUGUGAUUAUUUUAGUGGGAGGUAUACUUUGACCAUCCUGUGUGAGGUCAACCAAACCUAUCUCUGUCACCAUAGCUACACAGAAGUCAGUGUCAACUUGAAUGCAUAAUGUGUCACGUCUAUAUUUAAUGCCUUUACAUGGAACAGCUGUUCCAUGUAAAGGCAAAAGGCUUUCUGUCUCAGAUUGUAGUGACAUGCCUACAAAGCAGGGAGGGUAUGUUCAGUGGAGUGAGUUCACAACGCUGCAGAUAGAAAUGUAAUGUAUAGAGCUGACAUGAGUCAAUUAAUCUCCACAAUACCAGGCUUGUCAGUAUUUUCUGUAUAAUCUUGCAGAAAAGUCCCUUCAUUCACUUCAAUAUUCACCUAUUCUCCACAUCAUAAAUCUAGUUGCCUACCUAUUUUCACGCUAUGUCGCUUAGGCUGUGUUUACACAGGCAGUCCAAUUCUGAUCUUUUUUCUACUAAUUGGUGAUUUGAUCAAUCCCAGAUAUUUUCACAUCAGACCAAUUGCUCGUGGAACAUCUCAUUCUGGCUCGCAGUCGGCGGUCCAAUUCCUCCCAAAAGUGUGCGAUGGGACUGAGGUUAAGGCUUUGUGCAGACCAGUCAAGUUCUUACAAACUGUUGUGGAAAUUGCAAGAUUAUUGUAUUAUAAUAAUUGUUUUAUUCUACAGAAGAGUAUUCUGUUAACUAUUGUGUGUGUGUGUGUUUUACGAAGGGCCUCUAUGAGAUCGCACUGACAGGAGAUUUACGAUGUCUUUGGGUAAUAAAGCCUAAAGAGAAUUCCAGAGCUAAUGGUUCUGUUCUAUACCGUACCAGGGAGACGGUUCCAGUUUGGAGUAGGAGGGCCAGACACUGGUCUUUACAAUGCAAACUGUUGUAACUGUUGUAAAUGUUUUAUAGAUAUCUUUCAUACAAAUCUUAACCUUGUGACCAUUCUAUGUAUCUGUUGUUCGUCAUAUAGGUUGAGAGGGGUGUAUCUUGGCUAUAAAAGAUCUCUGUGCUUGUGUUGUCACAUUUAAUGGUUCAUUAGAAAUGGCGCAUCAUUGAAAGUUAAUUGCUAUUGCAAAGUUCUUAUUAUUAAACAUGUAGUUUAAGUAUAACUCUGACUGCUGUGUGAAAUUUCUCAUUUGGUAAUGCAGAAAUUAGCCACCAUAAAACCAAACCGAUCUUGACAAACCAUUUCUGUAUGGACCUCGCUUUCAAAUUGAUCAGAAAUACAGUGUAGACAUUGUGAAUGUUGUAAAUGACUAUUGUAGCUGAUUUUUAACGGAAUAUCUACAUAGGCGUACAGAGGCCCAUUAUCAGCAACCAUCACUCCUGUGUUCCAAUGGCACGUUGUGUUAGCUAAUCCAGGUUUUUCAUUUUUAAAAGGCGAAUUGAUCAUUAGAAAACCCUUUCCCAAUUAUGUUAGCACAGCUGAAAACUGUUGUCCUGAUUAAAGAAGCAAUAAAACUGGCCUUCUUUAGACAGGUGUGUGCCUUUCCAAGUCAUGUCCAAUCAAUUGAAUUUUACCACAGGUUGACUCCAAUCAAGUUGUAGAAACAUCACAAGGGAGAUCAAUAGAAACAGGAUGCACAUUAGCUCAAUUUCGAGCCUCAUGGCAAAGAGUCUGAGUACUUAUGUAAAUAAGAUAUUUCUGUUUUUUAUUUUGAAUAUAUUAGCAAAAAAUUCUAAAAACUUGUUUUCACUUUGUCAUUAUGGGUUAUUGUGUGUAGAUUGCUGAGGAUAAUAACAAAUAAAUGUAAUAAAUAAUAAUAUAUUUUUUUUAGAAUAAGGCUGUAAUGUAACAAAAUGUGGAAUGGAAUGCACUGUAUUGCAAAAGCGUUGCAAAAUUCCGGGAACUGUCAAUAAAUUCCAAUAUUUUUACAGAAUCAGAAGGGAAUAAAGCAGGAAAUCUGGAAUUCUCCAACCAGAAUUUCUGGGAAACCACAAAA